UCCAGGUGAAGUGUGUCCGCACCGGAGCUCGCCUCCUGGCAACGGGCGCACGCGGGUCCUCCUCCCGGGGACAUCUGGCUCCGGCAGCCCUCCUUCCUUCCCUCCCUCCGUCUGCUGGCGAACCGUCGGAGCCCCGCUCCCUUCGCAGCUCGGAUUAUUCGCCAUGGUCGCGGCGCGGUGUCGAAGCCGCGGUCCCCCCCUUUAUCCCGGAGGAGCGCCCGUGCUCGCGGAAGAAAAUGGAAGAAGGACACAAUGCAGCUCGUCUGUCCUGCGGUCCUCGGGAGCAGCUCGCCCUCGGUGUGAAUGACUUGUGGCUGUAGGACGUCUUGAGCGGGCCGAGGUUCCUGCACAGCCUCCGUGGCUGCCUGGGAGGAGUCGAGCGGGGAGCAGACAUCAGGGCCCAGGGGACCUGAGGCCCGGUUCUCCAUAUGAGGCCCUGCUGAAAGGGCAGGGGGGCUUCUGAGUGUGCCCGAGGGCCAUUGAAAGCCCCCUUGAGGAAGUUUCAUAAAUACCCGGCGAACAAGAGCAGACUCCUGGACGGUUGUUAUUGUUUCUCGCACACACGCACGCAGACUGACACGUGGGGCGCGGACACACUCACACAGCAGCGGACGUGGAGAGAAUGUUGGAGGUCCAAGAGGAGAGGCCAGCGGCGGCAGGUACAGCGACGACACACUUCAGCAAGAAAGAGAGAGGGAAGAAAGAGCGAGAGGAGACCAAGGAAGGACGCGGGAGCCUCUCCAGCAUCGGAAAUCCUGUCUCUGGCUCCAGAAACGCUCGUUCCAAAGCGCCACUGCCGCACACGGGGAGUCCUCACCAGCUCAUCACUUCUUGUUCUGUGGUACUGGGACCCCCAUCAAUGCACUCCAAUAGGCUAAAGAACUCCCCGUCCACCAACACGCAGAGCCCUAAACCUAAGACGGAGGUCAUGGUCCGCUCGCCUCCUGUCAUGUCCCCCUCCACUGCUGCCCAGAUGGACUCUAAAAUGCCCAAUCAGGCUAAAUCAGGCAGCACUGGCAGCCAAUCGCAGCCCUCUCCCUGUGACCCCAAGACCUUGGGUGCCAAAGGGGCUCAGAAUGUGGCAGGGGGCAUCGGGCUGAAGAACGGCCAGGGCCUGACGUCCAGCUCCAGCUCCAAAGUCAAGGUCAAACGGGAGAGAAGCACCUCGGUGGAGUCGUUUGAGCAGCCCGAGAGUGGGACGCCCACCAGUGAGGAGAAAGAGACCAGCAGGGUGAAGCGGAUGUGUGUGGCGGAGAGGAGGCAGCCUUACAGUGGAAAGGACUGGUGCUCUGGGGCAGAGAGUGACGAGGACGACAAAGGCUUCUUCAACUGCAACUCCAGUGACGUGAAGCCCCCGGACAGCCACUCUACCUCCAAUGCUGGACUCAGCCGCUCCUCCACACCUUCCCACAACCUUCAUGGAGGCCCGAGCUCAGCGUCAGAACCUGCCAGUGGCCAGAAGGGCGGCUCCAAACUUGUCUACGUCUUCACCACAGAAAUGGCCAACAAGGCAGCUGAUGCAGUUCUCACGGGCCACACUGAAAACAUCAUUGCCUUCCACAUGAAAAACAUCUCCAACAACAAAGACAAAGCUCACCUGCUCUUGAACAAUGCUGCCAACACCCUCCGAAAUGACUCCAAACCUCCUCAGCAACAGCCGUCCCACGACCAGAGCCACCAGCCUGGAUCUAAACCGUCUCUAGCGGGUUUGGCAGAGCCAGCCCCCCCACAGCCUUCCAAUCCAGGGACCCAGGAAGGGUCAUCCUCUGCAGGCAUGGACUCCAAAAACCUUCCCGUUGACAGCCCUGGUAACAACAGCGCCCCGGUCGAUCAGACGUCCAUCCCCCAGGCGGAGGCGGGCCUCAACACGCCGACGGCAGUGGAAGGAGUGCCGGGAGCUGGGUCCGGCGGCUCGGGUCUGACGCCCCAGCAGCAGCAGCAGCAGCUCGCUCAGGAGCUGCUGAACAUGGAAGCCAACACAGAGGGACUGUCUCAAGAACAGCUGGAGCAUCGGCAGCGAUCUCUGCAGACCCUGCGAGAUAUACAGCGCAUGCUUUUCCCCGAUGACCGUGAUGCCCCCCCACCUGGGCCGCCUCAGACACACGGUGGGCCACACGACGGCGGACCCGAGGGUGGCCCCAGGAGGCCCGAGCAGGGCCCCCUGCAGGCCAUGAUGGCACAGUCCCAAAGCCUCGGUCCACCUGGAGGUCCAGGGGGGCCGCGCCCGCAGGGUCCACCUUUUGGCCCUCCCCAUGGCCCCAGGGAUAUGCCUCCAUUUCCACAAGAUGAAAUGGGUCCUCAUAUGGGCGGCCCAGGAGGCUGUGGAGAUGGAGACCAGAUGACCCCGGAGCAGGUGGCCUGGUUAAAGCUGCAGCAGGAAUUCUACGAGGAAAAGAGGAAAAAGCAAGAGAUGCAGCACCGACCGCUGCCCCCUGACAUGAUGAUGCACCCGCAUGGCCCGAGGGGCAUGAUGCGUGGACCCCCGCCGCCGUACCAGAUGGGCCCAGGAGAGAUGUGGGGUGGGCCGGGAGGCCCCCCUGAACACUAUCAAGAGCGCAUGGGGAUGGGCCCCGGCCCUAGAGGGAUGCCCCCACACAUGCAGAGGAUGCCAGGCUUUAUGAACCCGGAGAUGGAGGGAACCCCCAGGCCUGGAAUGGGCUGGCCUGAUGACAUGCCUCCCCGCAUGGGCGAUGGAAGAGGCUUUCCUGCCGGACCUGGCGCCAUGUUUGCAGGUCCUGGGGGCCGCGGAGAACGCUUCCCAAAUCCACAGUCGGUCCAAGAAGCAAUGUUCCACCAGGGAAUGGCUGGGGAGAAAGGGAUCCCUCCUGGCAUGAUGAUGGACAUGCAGAGAAUGAUGGGGCACCAAAGAGGUGGGAUGGAGCCGGGGAACGGCAUGGGCAUGUUUCCCAGGAUGCCUGGAGAUGGGCCCAUGAGUCCGUCCUCCAGACUCCAGGGGAUGGGAGGCAGAGAAAUGGGGCCAGAGUUCGGCAUGGGGCCCGGCCCCGGAGGUGGACCUCACAUUCACCCUUCGAAACUAAGAGAUGCUCCCAUGAACAUGAGUCCGGAUGAGAUCAUGAGGAUGCGAGCGGCUGGUGGACCCCCCAUGGAAAACAUGGGUCCUCAAGGAAGGCCGAUGCAGGGGCCACCCUUUCCUGAGCAGCCACAGCCAGGGGACUUUCCCAUGGGUCCUGGGCGACCCUUCCCUGGCGGCCCAGGCGGCAUGAGGGGUCCACACGGAGACCAGCCAUUCGGUCCCGAGCACAGGUCCACACCAACAGGAGGCAAUGGUCGCAUGAAUCAUCACCCCUCUUCUGCUGGGGCUGCACAGGGUCAGCGGGGUCGUAAGCCGGCAGAUCUGAAUGUCCAGGCUGGAGGGAACUCCCCGAGUGUAAACCCUCUCAAGUCCCCUCCGCUAAGGCAGGUGCAGUCUCCCAUGAUGGGCUCACCUUCUGGAAACCUGAAGUCUCCUCAGACCCCGUCCCAGUUGGCCGGAAUGCUGGCCGGCCCGACUGGUCCCAGUGCCCCUCCAGCUCCCCCAACUUCAGCACCAAUGAAAUCCCCUCACUCCGUGUUGGGCUCGGCGGGGGCUUCUCCUGUGCACAUGAGGUCGCCGUCGCUUCCCAACCCGUCUCCUGGUUGGGCCUCGUCACCAAAACCUCCCAUGCAAAGUCCAGGCGUCCAACCACAAGGUGGCAAGCCGCCGUUGAGCAUCACCUCCCCGAACAUGAUGAACAUGGAUCAAGGUGGCAACGGACCUCCCCCGGCCCCGCCUUCCUCAGGAGCUCCGUCUGGGUCCAUGACGCUGCCCGGGAACGUGGCGUCCGGCAGUCCCUACACCAUCCCCCCGGAGCCCACCCUGUCCCAGAACCCGCUCUCCAUCAUGAUGUCCCGCAUGUCCAAGUUCGCCAUGCCCAGCUCCACCCCGCUCUAUCACGACGCCAUUAAGACUGUUGCCAGUUCUGAUGACGACUCGCCGCCGGCGCGUUCCCCGAAUCUGCCUUCGGUCAACAACAACGGUAUGUCCCUGAAUCACCAAGGAAACCCGCGCAUGAUGGGACCCGGGAGCUCGGGACCCCUGCCCGCCCUGAGCCCCCUGGGCAUGAACCCCAUGGGCUCCCAGCCUCUGUCCCACGGGAUGCCCCCGCAGAUGCCCUCCCCCAACGCCCCCAGCAUGGGUCCAGGUAUGAUGUCUCAUGGCAUGAUGAUGCCACCGAACCCACAGGACCCGGGCAUGGCAAACCCUCAGAUGAUGACCCAAGGACGGCUGGGUUACCCCCAUCGAAACCAAGGCUACCCACUCACCCAGUCCCCGUCCCAGCAGGGUCCUUUCUCCCCGCACAAUGGACCUGGGCCACAGGGCUUCCCUGGCCAUCCAAUGGGCUUCCAGGGAGAAGGAGGACCGAUGGGAGGACGCAUGGGAAACAUGGCCCACGGUGCUGGGCCGGAGGGGGCCAUGUGCAAGCCCAACACCCCAGGAGGAGCGGAGUUCAACAACAUGCAGGGGGGGUUCGGUGACGCCGACCUUCAUGAGGUGAUGCGGCCGGGAGCGUCUGGCAUUCCCGAGUUUGACCUGUCCAGGAUCAUCCCGUCAGAGAAACCCAGCCAAACACUCUCCUACUUCCCCCGGGGCGGAGGAGAGAAUCCCGGGGCCAAGCCGCCGCACCCCGCCGCUUUCCCGAUGCAGGGCAUGAUGGGCGACGCUCCGCCCAGGAUGGGCAUGCCCAUGCAAGGCAUGGCUGGCGGCAUGGGACCUCAGGACAUGCCGAUGGGGAACCCUGGGCACAACUCCAUGCGACCGCCCGGGUUCAUGGGCCAAGGCAUGAUGGGCCCGCAGCACCGGAUGAUGUCCCCUGGUGGACCAGGAGGGAUGAUGCAGGGGAGACAAAUGUCCCACCCCGGCCCCGGCGGCUCGCCCAACAUGAUGAUGUCCCUGCAGGGCAUGGCUGGCCCCCCACAGCAGACGAUGAUGAUGGGCGGCCAGAUGAGGCCACGUGACAUGGACAUGGGCUUCAGUCCGGGCCCUGGAAUGUUCUAAUCUACCACGAACCUUGUGUCUAGAAUGUUCCCGGAUCGUACACGUGGAGCGAGCGUCUUGGCGUGCGCUUGGCGUCGAGCGUGUCGGACUCGCUGAAGGAAGUAUAUUGGAGGAUGUACCCAAAUGGUGGAGCGACCCGGAACUGUGCCGGCGGCGAUGUGGCCGCUACUUUGGCCACGAGAGCGCGGCGUUUUGACCCAUGUACUUCAGAAUGUAUGGGAUUGUUGUGCAUCAGUUUGGCCGACCCGUUUGUGUUUUUUGAUGACCUGACUCUGACGACAAAGAGGACUCGACACGACGCGUCGACUUUUGCCGAUGAAAAAAGUAAAAAACAAAAAAAAAACAAAAAAGCGAGCAGGAGGAAGAACUUGUGCUUGUGAAGACUUUAGUGGAACUCCAUCUUGUCUCUGGCUCCAUUGUUUUGACUGUUUCUGUACAGUAUACGUGAGUGAGUGAGUGUGUGCGCGCGUGCUCGGGUGUGUGUUUGUAAGGUGUGUGCGUGUGUGUCUGUAUGUAUAGGCAUUCUAUCAGUGACCUCUCGACUCCUCUCACCCCGCUUUAAUUGGGGGGAGGAACGCCCCCUGAAAUACUGUACUGUUUACCAUCGGUGGGCUAUUUGAAUUUUAGUCUAUUUUAAUUUCCUUUGUAACUCCAGUGUAUAACAAACCAAACUAUGACCUCAUUAAGAUAAUAGUAUUAUUAAAAAAGCACAAACAUGGACCGACUGCAGAAGGCCUCUUCUUUCUCCGUCUUCACUUCGGGAAGCAACACAUGAAGCCGCUGCCGGAUUCGGAAUCUUCCCAUUCGACCUGUUGCUCUAAAGGCCUCCAAAUUUCCGACAUAACUGCCGACCCCUCGCGUUUGUCUCCCUGUUCCGCCCCCCCGUCACCCCCGGGCGGCAGUGUCCCCACAGCAAUAAUCCCCCGAUGGUCCGCAGCACGGCGAGGCUCGGUAGCCAGACGUCUGCGGCGAGUCCCACGUGUUAACAGGCUCUGUUUGACUUCAGUUGGCUUCCUCUCUUUUCUCUGUUGUACACGCUUGUCAUGUGUUUCUCCGUCGGCUGUGGUGCAGAGUGAGGCCUCGCGGUGAUGGACUACAAAUAAAAGCUAUUGUUUUGGUAUAAA
Messenger RNA from Synchiropus splendidus (mandarinfish), 6159 nucleotides. It is a transcript of the gene bcl9, whose product is annotated as BCL9 transcription coactivator. Gene Ontology annotation, molecular function: beta-catenin binding; transcription coactivator activity. Gene Ontology annotation, biological process: positive regulation of transcription by RNA polymerase II; canonical Wnt signaling pathway. The coding region runs from base 623 to 5035 and encodes 1470 amino acids. The transcript is spliced from 10 exons. The record is from RefSeq and is a predicted model, not a curated record. Lineage: Eukaryota; Metazoa; Chordata; Actinopteri; Syngnathiformes; Callionymidae. Gene Ontology annotation, cellular component: beta-catenin-TCF complex.